AUGGGGCUCGGCGAGGGCGAGUACGAGCCGCGCGUCGUGCACCAGUUCCUGGACCUGGCCUACCGCUACGUCGGCGACGUGCUCGGCGACGCCCAGGUCUACGCCGACCACGCAGCCAAGCCCCAGCUCGACGCCGACGACGUCCGCCUCGCCAUCCAGGCCAAGGUCAACUUCUCCUUCUCCCAGCCGCCGCCCCGCGAGGUACGAGUUUCGUAG
Messenger RNA from Triticum turgidum subsp. durum (durum wheat), 216 nucleotides. NCBI's taxonomy places the organism in Eukaryota, Viridiplantae, Streptophyta, Magnoliopsida, Poales, Poaceae. The record is from the annotation of a GenBank genome assembly.